CUAACUCAUUGGGGUCAGGAGACCUUACUGAUGCCUAAUGGCUUGCUGUUUCAGGCAAGAACUAAAAUGGCUCCUAUGCAUGACUUUUCCCUAAAAUUCCAAGUCCAAAGCAAACCCCUCUCCCUCUCUUUCUCUCUAUCAAAAACCCUCUAGGAUUUUGAACCUUUGUGACCCCCAAAACCCUUCUAAAGGUCAAGGAGUAGAGAUGAUGAAGAAUUAGGUAGUCCUUGUGAUGAGUGAUGACAGCAUGGAAAUCGGGCUUCAAAAGUCAGAUAAGUUGGACUUGAACUUAGAUCAGGACUGUCGUAGUCUGAAUUUUGCACUGGUCAAUUCAUCCCAGUUCAGUAACUCAUCGAAAGAUGGUGUUAAUAUAGGUGGGGUACUAAAAAUUGGCACAGAGUUUGAAUCGGAUGAACAUGCUUAUAGAUUUUACAACAAGUAUGCCAAAACAGUAGGCUUCAGUGUUCGAAAAGAUUGGGUGAAUAGGAGUAAGGUGCAUGGUCUUGUGGUAUCUAGAAAGUUUACUUGCUCUAAGGAAGGUUACCGGCGGAAAGACAAGAGAGAUCUUAAUGUGAAGAAACAUCGGAAAGAAACAAGAACUGGUUGCUUGGCUCACAUGAUUGUCACUCGCCAGCCUGAUGCCAAAUACAGAGUGACCCAUUUUGAGGCAGAGCAUAAUCAUGAUAACAUAGACCCAAAUAAUGCUGAAUCACAACUAUUAUGGAGGGAAAUACAUGUUGAUCAAGCUGCCGAAGGUGACUUGCCUAGUAAUUCAGGUACAGAAUCAAGUUCAACCUUUGAACUGGUGAACAGACAAUGAAGUUUGGAAUCUCUUGAUCAACUGGCCAUGGAUUUUGACAAUUCCCUGCGGUCUCAAAGGAUUAGAGAUAUGAAGGAGGGGGAGGCAGGACGUUUGCUGCGUUAUUUCCAGAGGCAGCACAUUGAAAAUCCAUCAUUCAUUCAUAGCAUUCAGGUUGAUAUUGAUGACAAAGUAAGUAACAUAUUCUGGGCUGAUGAUAAAAUGGUAGUGGACUAUGAUCAUUUUGGUGAUGUGGUUUGUUUGGACACAAGUUACCGAAUGAAUAAAGAUCUUCAGCCAUUUGUACAGUUCAUAGGAGUGAACCACCACAAUCAAGCAAUAAUUUUUGCUGCUGCACUUUUAUUUGAUGACACUGUUGAAUCACUUAAGUGGUUGUUUAAUACAUUUCUAGAGGCAAUGUCUGGAAAGAAGCCAAAAGUCAUUCUUACAGAUCAAGAUGCAGCAAUAGUUGAAGCAAUCAAUUCAAUUUUACCUGAAACAAGCCAUCGUAUCUGUGUUUGGCAGAUGUACCAAAAUGCUCUUAAGCAUCUUAGCCUUGUAGUGAAGGAUAUGGAAUCCUUUUCUAAUGACUUUCGAAGUUGUAUUUAUGACUACAAUAAUGAGGAGGCUUUUGUUCACGCUUGGGAGGGUCUGCUGGACAAAUAUGGUCUUCAACAAAAUGACCGGCUAAGAUGGAUGUUUAGAGAAAGAGAGAAAUGGUCCAUAGCAUAUGGCAGGAACACAUUUUUUCUUGACAUGAAAGGCUCGCAUGUGGCUGAAGAUUUAUCUAAUAACUUGAGAAGUUACCUAAACUCUGACCAAGAUGCUCUUCAGAUUUACAAAAUUUUUGAAAGGGUGGCAGACGAGCAACGCUUCAAAGAAACACAUGCUAAUGAUGAAAUGACUAGAUCCAUGCCAAGAUUACUGGGGAAUGUAGCUUUGCUAAAGCAUGCAAGUGGUAUUUAUACGCCAAAGGCUUUUGAAUUAUUUCAGAAGGAAUAUGAGAAGUGUUUAAAUGUUGUAGUUACCCAGUGCAAUGAGAAAGGAUUUUUGCUUGAAUAUAAAGUCAGUACAUUUGGACAGACUCAAGAAUAUACAGUCAUAUUCAAUUCAGCAGAUGACACAGUUGUUUGCAAUUGCAUGAAAUUUGAGAAUGUUGGGUAUUUAUGUGGCCAUGCUUUGAAAGUUCUUGAUAACUGGAACAUAAAGGUGGUCCCGUCCCGAUAUAUCUUGAAGAGAUGGACAAAAGAUACAAGGCUCGGAAGAGUAAGAGAUAGCGGUGAGUUCACUGCUAAAGAGAACCUGAAGUUGGCUGUAGCUAGCCGUUACAAAGAUUUGUGCCGCAACAUAAUCAAAAUAUCAGCCAGAGCAGCUGAAUCAGAGGAUGCGUUUCAGUUUGCAUUAAGACAACUAGAUGAGCUAAUUGAAGGUGUAGAGAAGAUCUUGAUGCUGAAAGCUGAGGAGGGUCAAGGCAUCACCUCUAGUAGCACAGUGGUGAAUGGUUUUGAAAGUGAAAAUGCUGAGUUUUUCUUGGAUGAGGAAGAAAUUGAGGAUCAAGGCGAAGACAACAGAGUGGACGGAACCAAAGAAAAGGAGAGUGCUGCUCCUGAUAGACAUCAACUGAAGAAUAUAAAUGAAAAGAGCUGUAAGAAAAAAAGAUUUCAGCUUCGACAAACACCUUCACCAAAUACUAGCAGCUGCAUUUCAAGUCCUCCACAAGCACGUGUUAUGACUGAAGGCCAAUCUCACAAUCCUCUUCUGCAGGGUUUGUAUAAUUUUGAGGCUAAUCAGGUGGUUCAGUGCAUGUACCAGCAGCAGAAUCCAGUAAUGGACCAUGAAGAUAAUCCUAACAUGUACCAACAAUCAGUUUUUUAUGCUGACCAGCAUGUCUCACCUACUCAAAUUCCAUUACUCCAGGAACCCUUAAUCCGGAGCGCCUACCACGAGUCCCUCACUAACAAUGCUCUAUUUAGGCAGGCAAUGGAUCUCGAUCUCCAACAUCCUCAAUCAUCUUCAAUCUUACUAUAUGAUCAUAGAUUCAGAACUUUUGACACUUCUUAUCUUGGACUCAAGUAAACAUGAAGAAUGUCAUAUCAUUCUUCUCCCAUGUUUUGUAUCUAUGUCUGUAUAGCCUCAAAUGCUUCAGUUGUUUCAACAAAUAAUAAGUUGGAUUACAAUUA
Populus trichocarpa (black cottonwood) is the source of this 2979-nucleotide messenger RNA. Its product is annotated as protein FAR1-RELATED SEQUENCE 5. Gene Ontology annotation, biological process: regulation of DNA-templated transcription. The record is from RefSeq and is a predicted model, not a curated record. Gene Ontology annotation, molecular function: zinc ion binding. NCBI's taxonomy places the organism in Eukaryota, Viridiplantae, Streptophyta, Magnoliopsida, Malpighiales, Salicaceae.